Messenger RNA from Salvelinus namaycush (lake trout), 897 nucleotides. RefSeq names its product neuronal membrane glycoprotein M6-b-like. The transcript is spliced from 7 exons. The coding region runs from base 1 to 897 and encodes 298 amino acids. NCBI's taxonomy places the organism in Eukaryota, Metazoa, Chordata, Actinopteri, Salmoniformes, Salmonidae. Gene Ontology annotation, cellular component: myelin sheath; plasma membrane. The record is from RefSeq and is a predicted model, not a curated record. Gene Ontology annotation, molecular function: structural constituent of myelin sheath. Gene Ontology annotation, biological process: axon development; central nervous system myelination.
AUGGAUGGGACGAAGCCAGUCAUGGAGUCUGCCACAGAGGAAAACCAAGAGGAGAGGGAAGAAAGCAAAGCAAGGUGCUCUCUGUCUCCCCCUGCAGGUUGCUUCGAAUGCUGCAUCAAGUGUCUGGGCGGCGUGCCCUACGCCUCGCUGGUGGCCACCAUCCUCUGUUUCUCCGGUGUGGCUCUGUUCUGCGGGUGUGGUCACGUGGCGCUGACCGGCACACUGACCAUGCUGGAGAACCACUUCUCCCAGAUCACCACUGACCACGCCACCCUCACCAUCGUGAUCCAGACCAUGCAGUACGUCAUCUAUGGCAUCGCCUCCUUCUUCUUUGUUUAUGGGAUCAUCCUGCUGGCUGAGGGCUUCUACACCACCAGCGCCGUCAAGAAGGAGCUGCAGAGCCAGUUCAAGACCACCGUGUGUGGCCGCUGCAUCACAGCUACGUUUGUAUUCCUUACGUAUAUCCUGGGCCUGGCCUUCCUGGGGAUCUUUGGCUUCUCAGCCAUUCCCGUCUUCCUCUUCUACAACAUGUGGACUACCUGUGCUGCCAUGAAGUCCCCCAUGGCCAACAUCACCGAUCCCGACUCAAUCUGUGUGGACGUCAGGCAGUACGGUAUUAUUCCAUGGAAUGCGACACCCGGCAAAGCCUGCGGAUCUACACUAGGAGACAUCUGUAGCACCAGCGAGUUCUACCUGUCUUUCCACCUGUACAUUGUUGCGUGUGCUGGGGCAGGCGCCACCCUCAUUGCAUUGAUCCACUAUCUGAUGAUCCUGUCGGCGAACUGGGCCUACCUGAGGAGCUCCUGCAACCAGAACGAGUACCAGGACAUCAAGACAAAGGACGACGACGUGGAGGAAGGUGGCUCCAAGGAGGGUCUCAACUCCUCUUACUCAUAA